Messenger RNA from Blepharisma stoltei, 1551 nucleotides. Lineage: Eukaryota; Ciliophora; Heterotrichea; Heterotrichida; Blepharismidae. The record is from the annotation of a GenBank genome assembly.
AUGGACGAAGUAACUAUCAUAGAUGAGUGAUGCUUAACUGAAUCAAGACUGUAUUCAAUUUCAGAGGAAUACGGGACUCCGCUAUAUAUAUAUAACCAAAAAGUUAUUGAAAAUUCAAUAAAAUCAAUUCUUGAGUUUCCAAAUGCUUUUGGCUUGAAGGUAAGAUAUGCCGUCAAAGCGAAUUCAAAUUUAUCAAUUUUAAGAAUUUUUAAUAACUUAGGACUGCAUUUUGAUGCAAGCUCUGAGUAUGAAGUUGAAAAACUACUCUACUGCGGCGUUGAGCCUGAAAAGAUUUCACUUGUUUGUCAAGAACUGCCAACUGAUUUAAUGUCAACAAUUCAUAGUGGAGUUCAAUUUAUUGCGAGCAGCCUUCACCAAUUGGAGAUGUAUGCAGAGCUUUUUGCUUCAACAAGUGUGGGGAUUAGGAUUAAUAUAGGAAUGGGAUCAGGAAGUUUCUCAAAGACAACUGUUGGAGGGCCAUCUGCAAGUUUUGGAAUAUGAUACGAAUUGCUGGGAGAAGUAAAGGCUAUACUAAUUGCCCGAGAAUGACGCUAUUUGCGCCAUUCUCUGGCAAUACGGAAAAUCGGCUCCACACGGGAACGAUUUUCCACGUGUGGAGCCAUUUUUUCACAUGUGGAAGUCAGGAUUCUCACGUGUGAAAAAAAGGCUCCACAUGUGGAAAAUCUUUCCCGUGUGGAGCCAAUCCUCGGGAAUUUCUAUAUUUGUGAAGAACACUCAUUAACGAUUGAUAAAAUUCAUUGCCACAUAGGCUCUGGAAAUUAUCCCAAUAAAUGAGUCUUGGCAGCCGAGACCCUUUUAGGUCUGGUUGAAAAUCUCCCAGAUGUUAAAACUAUUGAUAUGGGAGGGGGAUUCAAAAUCUCAAGAUACAGAGAAAAGGAAACAGAGUGCGAUAUUUUGGAUAUUGGAAAUCGUGUCAAAGAAAAAAUAAUUGAUUUUUACAAUAAAACUGGAAGGCAAAUACAAAUUGAAAUAGAGCCAGGAACAUACCUUAUGGCCAGAGCAGGAAUCAUUUUAUGUAAAGUAAUUGAUAUAGCUAGAACCUCUGAGUAUGAAUUUGUGAAGCUUAAUACAGGAAUGACUGAAAUUAUAAGGCCAUGCCUUUAUGGAGCUUGACAUAAUAUCAUAACUUUACCAAAGAGAGAAAAUAAAAAAAAAUAUGUAUUUGUAGGCCACUGUUGUGAAUCAUCUGAUUUGAUAUCGCCUUCUUAUGGGAACGGUGAUAAAAUUGAUGAGAGAAUUAGCGGGGAAAUUAGAAUUGGCGAUUUAUGCAUUAUAAAAGAUGCAGGGGCUUAUUGUAUGCUGUAAUAAAUAGAUAAUAUCUAACUUAGAAGCCAUAAUUCUAGAACGAGGGCUGGUCUAUGAGUGAGAUAUUCUGUUAGUAUUAAUUUCCAGCAGAAUAGUUCUAUGUGCACUAAAAAUUAUAACUUCUUUCCUGAAAGUGCAGAGUUGUUACUAAAUAACGAAGAGAAUAUAUUGAUAAGAAGAAAGCAGACAUUCGCACAGAUGAUCCAAAAUGAAGAUUUUUACUAA